AUGCGUAAUUCUAUCACAGCUUUUGUCCUUGUCGGACUAGCAGUGAAUAUUUAUGUUGGUGUUCAAGGAGUGCCAUUGGCGAAAAGUGUUAGCCAGACAGAAACACGGCAAAUUUUAGAUAUAAAACCUGUUGAAAUACCUGAUUUUAUCAGUACUGACCCGGUUUAUCGAAUUGAUUGCUCUCCAGAUGAAGAUGAAUACCGAAGUUUCUGUCAACAAAAUCUUGCGAAAAAUCGUACUUCAAAUAUUACGUCUGCUUCAUGUACUGCUCGUGGAUGUAUAUAUGAUUCCAAUGCAAUAUCAGGUACUCCUACAUGUUACAUUCCAUUAGAAAAAGGUGGCUAUGAACUGAAAGAAGGACCCAAUCAAAUAUCAAAUGCUAUUACACAGUAUAAACUUGCUCGUCUCCCAACCCCAUCAUCUAAAUUUUCUAUGUUUAAUCAUGAUAUUGAAAAUUUAAAGGUACAAGUUAGUGUAUCUGGUCCUGAAAUGAUUCGCAUGACUAUACGCGAUGACAAUGCAGAACGAUACGAAGUACCUGUUCCUAUCCAAUGGUCACCAUCAGUUCCACCUACAUCUGCUCCACCUAAAAUUCAAUUUCAAAUGACAAAAACUGUUAAUGAACAAGUUGGAUUUCGAGUCUAUCGUACAGAUACACAAUCUAUUCUAUUUGAUACAACAUUUUUUGCUAAUGGCUUUAUCUAUGAUGAUAACUUUCUUCAAAUUGUAACAACUAUCCCAUCAAAAAAUGCUUAUGGUUUUGGUGAAAAUGGUCAUAAUUCAUUUCAACAUAUCUUAAAAGGGUCACAACGUUAUGGAAUUUUUGCAAGAGAUCAAUGGACAUUAGGAGAAAAUGAAAACUCAUAUGGUACUCAUCCAUUCUAUAUGGUUAUUGAACCUAAUGGACAAACUUUUGGUGUAUGGAUCUUCAAUUCUAAUGCUCAAGAUUAUAAAUUCGAUGAAUUUGAUGUUGAUAAAGCGAUGCUGACAUAUCGAACAAUCGGUGGCAUUUUGGACAUAUUCUUUUUUGCAGGAUCAACACCCGAAAUGGUCAUUCGACAAUAUCAAUCGGUGAUUGGCAAACCAUAUUUUCCACCUUAUUGGGCAUUCGGAUUUCAAUUAUGUCGAUAUGGUUAUGAUACACUCGAUAAUAUGAAAGCAGCUAUGCAUCGAACACUUAAUGCAAGUAUUCCUAUUGAUGUUCACUAUGGUGAUAUUGACUAUUUUCAUAAUCGACUCGAUUUUACUUUUGAUCCAAUUAAUUUUAAAGAUAUACCUGAAUAUAUUGAUUGGUUACAUGCUAAUGGUAUGAAAUUUAUUACAAUGCUUGAUCCAGCUAUUGAUACAGAAGCAAAAGAUUAUCCAGUUUACACAGAAGGACAAAAAGCGGAUAUUUGGAUGAAAUGGCCAGAACGUCGAAAUUUGCAAUUUCAUGAAACAAACGACCGAAAAAUUCUUGGUUAUGUAUGGCCAGAUGGUAAAACAGCAUUUCCUGACUUUUUCUAUCCACCCACAAGUGAUUGGUGGAGAACUCAAAUUCUUGAGUAUCAUAAUAAAAUUAAAUUUGAUGGAAUUUGGAUUGAUAUGAAUGAACCAGCUAAUUUUGAUACAAAUAAAGGAACACCAUGGAAUUAUGUUUACAAUCAUAAUGGAAAUAAUGUAACAUGGAAUCUUACAUGUCCUAUUGAAGAUGAAAUUUUAGAGAAUCCACCAUAUAAAACAGCCAUAUGUGGUGAUUAUAUUUCAGAUAAAACUUUAUGUAUGAUUGCUGAACUAACAGAUGGUAAAGGAAAGAUAUAUAAUCAUUAUGAUGUACAUAAUUUAUAUGGAUGGUCCGAGACAGUAGCUACAGUACCAGUUUCUCGUGCUCUUGACAAUAAACGAUCAAUUGUUAUUAGUCGAUCAACAUUUGCAACAUCAGGUUCUAUUAGUGGUCAUUGGUUAGGUGAUAAUACUGCCGAUUGGAAACAUCUCAAAUAUAAUAUUAUUGGAAUGUUAGAGAUGAAUUUAUUUGGUAUUCCUUAUGUUGGUGCUGAUAUUUGUGGUUUCUUUGCAAAUACAACCGAACAGAUGUGUCAACGAUGGAUGCAAUUAGGUGCGUUCAAUCCUUUCUUUCGAAAUCACAAUGGCUACAAGUAUGGAAAUGAUGGACCAAAGUUUAUUGAUCAAGAUCCCGGAGUAUUUCAAGAAUCCGUGGUCACAUCGAAUCGUCAUGCUGUUGAAUUACGAUACACUCUCAUUCCAUAUUUAUAUACAUUAUUUCAUCGAGUUCAUGUUUCUGGUGGUACUGUUGUACGUUCGAUGGCUCAUGUAUUUCCUACGAUUGCUGAAUGUUGGGCACUUGAUGAACAAUUUCUAUGGGAUUCAUCGUUACUUAUUGCUCCAGUUAUUUACGAAAAUCAUGUCAAUAAAUCUGUCUAUUUACCAACAACUGAACGAUGGUUUGAUUAUUAUACUGGUGAAGAAAUAAAAACACUUGGUCAACUAACUGUACCAGCACCAUUAGAUUUUAUUCCAUUGUAUUUACGUGGUGGUGCUAUUAUACCUCAUCAACAAUCAGCUAUGAAUACAGUCGCAUCACGUAAGAAACCUUUAUUUUUAAUUGUAGUAUUGGAUAAGAAUCAAUAUGCUGAAGGAAAUUUAUUUUUCGAUGAUGGAGAAUCUAUUGAUACUUAUGAAAGAUCUGUUUAUAAUUAUUUUAUAUUUAAUUACAACUUACAACGUUUAACAAUUGAACCAUGGACAUAUAAUUAUCCACAAAUGGGUAAUGAUAUUAAAUUAGAAGAUAUCACAAUUUAUGGUAUGGAUAAAGCACCCACGAAAGUUAUGUGGAAUGGACAAGAUUUAGUAAUGUCAACUCAAUGGACAUUUGACUCGACGAAGAAUAUCUUACGUAUGACAAAACUCGAAUUGAAUGUGGCUAAAAUACAUAAAUUCAAUUUCGUUUAA
Molecule: messenger RNA, 2949 nt
Organism: Adineta steineri
Lineage: Eukaryota; Metazoa; Rotifera; Eurotatoria; Adinetida; Adinetidae
Source: the annotation of a GenBank genome assembly